CGGAAGCAAGGACGCCCAUGGUGGCGAAGGCGGCUAAUCUCGGUUUCGUGUUGUUCUCCGGCGAGAAAGGCACUUCCGUGGCUGCUGUCCACCUGCUGCGACGUCGGCGAGCCCCGCCGCGACAUCGCCGCCGAGCUCAAGAACGUGAGCCAGAAGCUGAAGGCCAUCCUCAAGGAGCAGCGGCAGCUGCAGCUCCAGCUCCAUCCAUCCGUCGCCGCCGAUCACACCGCCGAUGCACGGAGAGUUCUGAGACACCGGAAGUCCGAACCCACCGACAUCGACAUCGUCGGCGCAGCAAUGGAGGAAGACGCGCGCCGCCUCAUGCGCCGGCUGACGCGUCUGGACGGCGGCGGCGCCGGCGCCGGCGUCGUGGCCAUCUAUGGCCCCGACGGCAUUGGCAAGACCACGCUGGCGAGGGUGGUGUUCGACAGCGAGAGGGUGAAGCGGAGGUUCCAGACAAGGGCAUGGGUGCACGUCUCCAGGUGCUACGUCGACGCCGGCGAGCGAGAGGCCGCCCUGCUCUCGCAGGUCGUCGAGGCCAUCGACGGCGGCGACGGCGCCGUGACGACGGGCACCGAAACCGCCGCCGACCUGGAGGCAAUGCUGGCCCGCCUGGUGGCGAGCAAGAGGUUCCUGCUCGUGCUCGACGAGGUGAGGAACGGCGGCGAGUGGGAGGAGCUGCAGUGCUUCCUGUACUGCUCGCUCUUCCUCUCGGACUUCGCCGUCGACAGGAGGUCGCUGGUGCAGCAGUGGAUCGCCGAGGGCUUCGUGCAGAUCAGGGGAGACGCCGCCGUCGAGGAGGUCGCCGACGACUACUACGACGAGCUCAUCGGAAGGAACCUGCUCCAGCCGGCGGAGGCUGACCGGCACGGCUGCGUCGAGCGGUGCACGAUGCACGACAUGCUGCGCUCCAUGGCGCAGGCGCUCUCCCGCGGCGAGAACUUCACCGGCGAUGCGCAGCGGCCGCCCGACGACGGCGACGGCGACGCCUCCUUCGCGCCACGGCACGUCUCGCUCCCGAGAAACCACCUGGGUGCAAUACCGGAGGAAGUUCUGAAGCUGGAGGGAGUAAGAACGCUGCUGCUGCAGAGAAAUCCACUGACAAUUGAGAGCAACAUCUUCACAAGGCUGCUUCAUCUGAAAGUCCUGGACCUCACCGAAACUGCAAUGGAGGUCAUUCCAGAGACCUUGGGGAAUCUGUUAUACCUGAGGUUCCUGAACUUGUCCAACACAAGGAUCAAGGCGCUUCCAGAGACCAUUGGCAACCUGUGGAGCCUCAAGUUCUUGCUGCUAAGACAGUGCAAGGCAUUGCAUGUUCUGCCAAAAGGCAUAGAGCAUCUGAAAGGGCUCAGAGACCUUGACCUGACAGACACUGUGAUCAGCGACGCGGCAUUCAGGAUUGGCCAUCUGAGGAGCCUCACAUCGAUCCGGUGCUUCACCGUGGCGAGCAAAGAGGAGCGCGGCACAAAUGACAGGAGCGGGUGGCCUCUGGAUGAGCUCAAGAACUUGACCCAGCUAAGGACACUCCAUGUAAAGAAGCUUGAGAAGGCCACCAGUCACUCUGAGGCAGCUGAAGUGGCUCUCCUUGUCAAGACAGGACUCAGAGAGCUUGAACUGUCCUGCAGUGGCACUGUCAAGACGUUCCAGAUACCGACUGCGGUUCGAAACAUCGAGGAUAUCUUCCGAGAGCUGAAACCACCACGAUGCCUCGAGUCGCUGAAGAUUGUAAACUAUUUUGGGACAAAGUUUCCAACAUGGCUGUCAUCGAUCUGUCUGCCGAAUCUCAUCCGUCUAAAUAUAACUGGAUGCAACUUCUGCCAAUCUUUUCCCCCGUUAGGUUGUCUGCCAGAGUUGAGAUCUUUGUGCAUUGCCGAUUCUUCAGCUCUAAAGGAUAUUGAUGCUCAGUUCAUGGACACAGACCACUCCCAUAAGGUACCAUUUCCAAAGCUGGAGGACCUGCACUUCCAAGGGCUGCAUAAUCUGGAGACAUGGACGAGCAUCGAGGCAGGAGCAUUGCCAUGUCUGCAGGCUAUGCAGCUUGAGAGUUGCCCCAAGCUGCGAUGUUUACCUGAUGGCCUCAGACAUGUGACAUCCAUGACUGAGCUGCGCAUAGUGGACAUGGAGAGCCUUGAGGCUGUUGAGAACAUUGCUGCAGUGAGGGAAUUGAGCAUUUGGAACACCCCCAAUCUGAAGAGGGUAUGUAACUUGCCUUCCCUUGAAGAUCUUGACAUAUGCCAUUGCCCGUCGCUGGAGACUGUGGAGAACAUCAACAAGCUGCAAGAGCUGCACAUUUUCGAUCAUGAAUUGCAGGAGAUGCCAAGAUGGAUUGAGACACAUGCACCGAAGCUUUCCUCACUGGAAUUCAUGAGCACGACUAACCUGUUGAAGAGGUGCUUGGUUGAUGGUCCGGACUGGCCUAUCAUCAAGGACAUUGUACAAGUCCAUGGAUACUCGAACGACUCUAGUUAUAUAUACUAUUCCAAGAACCUCAACUUCUUUGAGGGCAGUGCGAGCAUUCUAGAGAGCCUUGAUGCAGAAGAGUGUGUAGCAGAUUCUGGUGAAGUUGACGAUAUAUCAAUGGACAGAAGAAAAAUUUAUCAAGAAGAUGGACCGGUUUCAUCUCCAGGUACCAGUACUUCAGAAAGAAAUGGCUUCUUCGACCAAAUAUCAAUGCAGACAGAAACUGCCAGGAGCGAAGACAAUGCGCCGGAUAUGAAUUUUGAGAGGUUCAUGACAAGACCCACUAGCCACCGAUUGCCGAAGCUGGAAGAAGUCCCUGAAGAGGAUGAGGACGAGGAAGGUGCAGAUCCAGAAGUUCUGGUUCCUGUUGAUACAACUAAAUCUGACACAGUACCAGAGAAACUUCAUCGUAUUGAUACUCAUGUUGAUAAUGAUAAAGCGGGAUCCAAGGUGAAAAGGGAUGCUCCUACUGAUGAUAAAAGCCUUCCUGAAACAGUCAAACACAUACCUAUGAAAGUAACAAAGAGUAAUGAGAAUAAGUCACCUGAUAGUUUGGCUUGUUCCAGGCAAAAAAUAAGCAAGAAGGAAAAGGAUGCUGCUGCUGAUGCUGAUACUCUGACAGUUGCUAAUUGUCCAUCUACAACAAUCACGGAGAGUCAUCCUGACAAAGUAAAUAAGAUCACUGCUUCUGUUACUGCAAUAAAAAAUGAUGAUUCAAUACCAGAACAUACACCAGGCAAAGAAGUACCAACGAAAUCUGCUGGUGCCAACCAUCAAGGUUCACAAACAGUACCUGUUACUGAAACUGCUCAAGAUUUGCAUUCCAGUUUACACCACGGUGAGCCACAGUUACCAGAUUUUGUUGACGAUACCUGUACUUCUAUCAGUGACAAUCGUGAUGAAACAGAUAGCAACAACACAAGUUUGCCAGCCAACUUAAAUCUUGAAGAAUCUAAAGCAAGCGUUGUUGCCAAAACUUUGGCCUGCAAGCAACAGACUGCUGAUCCAGGUGAUGGUGCAGACACAUCCAUCAAGAAACUGGCGAACAUAAUCACCAAGAAAGUAAGCAACAACUGUUCAGCUGAAUCGUUCAAAUGGCCUUCUACUAAAACAAUCGACAAAAUUGCUCCUUCUUCAUCACCGCCAAUCAGCUCUAAGUCUCAUGCCAUUGAUAACAGUACAGCAUCCAAGAAAUUAGAAGCUAACCUGAAAAACAGAUUCUCAGCAAAGGCAUCAGCUAAUGAUGGUCUUACUGAUGACAAAACCCCAGUAAUCAUCAGCGUCAAGGCCAGCGACGCACAUCAACCACCACCAAAGGUGUACACCGCCAUCUGGGCCGACACCGACACCGACACCCUCAAAGCCCGGUUCGUCAGUACGAUGCAGCACUACCGCAGGAUGGCUUCGCACCGUCGCCGACGCCAUAGAAAGCAUGGCUCCAGUAGCAAGUGGAGCAUCAGCCCGGUGCUGGUUGCCGUCCUCCUGUUCGUCUCCAUGGCGCAGCUGAUGUUCACCUUCUGGAUGUACCGCAAGCUCCUGAAUCAAAGCUCAAAAGUAGACGGACAAUGAUAAAUCUAGCACCGCAACACUUCCUUGUACUGCUGCAAAUUUCCUACUUGGAUGAAAAAUAGAUUGCGUGUUCACUGUGUUUGUGUAGCACUGUAGCUACUGGACUAGUAACUAAUGAGCAAUACCCAAAACUUUGGCGGGAGAUGGUGAAUUUUGAAACAAUUUGGCGCCAACCAUUUCUAUGUGGCCAUUUACUCAUCGCAUCCUCUUCCGCUAAAGCCUAGCUCUCAGAUUUGGGAAGGAGAGCGAAAAUUGGGGGAAAUGAAAGGUGAUAGAGCGAGGAAGCAGCAGAAGAAGAAUUACCCAAGCAGAAUCCGAUCGGCCGGCGGUCAGACCACCCUCCAAUCUUUCCUCUUCAAAUCUAGCGUCGCCGAUGAGGAAGUGAGGCCUAUCUCGCCGCCGCCGCCGCCGGAGAAGGAGGAGCCGAUGUCGCCGCCGCAACCACCGAGGCGGGAGGUUAUCAGAGUCACUACCAAGGCGAUCGUCAAGGAGAAGGCGAGCGCGUUCUCGUCGGUGGGCUCCUCCUCGUCGGGGAAGAGCGGGGGCGGCGAGGCCAGCGGCGGGACCGCUCUGAUCGCCGCGGCGUUGUUCAAGCGGUUCAAUAGCUCGGUCCCGCAGCCGAGAGCAGAGGCCGCCUCCGCCAGUGCCGGCGUCGCGGAGGUCGCGGGUGACGGCGAUGGCGGCGUCCGGCUGGAGAUCGAGGAGAUUGCAGCAGGGGAUCGCUGCGAGAAGAAGAAGCGGAAGACCCUCCUCGACGCCGACGGCGAGCGGAGCGGCGGCGCCAAGCGCGUGGUGGUGCUCGGCGACGACCCGAAGCCGAGGCCCGCGGCGAGGAGGCGACCGCGGCGCGCGGGACCCCCCGGCCGCGGCGAGGGCGGCGACCAACCUCUCUACAACCACUACGCGAGCGGCGGCGGGUGGUGGCACGGCGAGAUGGAGGGGGUCGACGGCGAGGAGGUGGGGUGGACCGACGACAUGUGGGAGGGGAUGGGGUCCAUCACGCUCGGAGGCUUGGA
Oryza brachyantha (malo sina) is the source of this 5045-nucleotide messenger RNA. RefSeq lists its product as uncharacterized. The transcript is spliced from 6 exons. The record is from RefSeq and is a predicted model, not a curated record. Gene Ontology annotation, molecular function: ADP binding. The annotation marks the transcript as partial. Lineage: Eukaryota; Viridiplantae; Streptophyta; Magnoliopsida; Poales; Poaceae. Gene Ontology annotation, biological process: defense response to other organism.